This is a messenger RNA of Neofelis nebulosa (Clouded leopard), 3819 nucleotides long. RefSeq names its product coiled-coil domain containing 38 (gene CCDC38). The record is from RefSeq and is a predicted model, not a curated record. The transcript has 16 exons. NCBI's taxonomy places the organism in Eukaryota, Metazoa, Chordata, Mammalia, Carnivora, Felidae. Bases 208 to 1905 code for a protein of 565 amino acids. Gene Ontology annotation, cellular component: centrosome.
CACGCACAAUUUUCGGUUGGCCAGCUCCGCUCCAGAUUCCCCUACCAGAAGGUCCCCGAGAUGAAGCGGGAUCCAGGCGAGGGAGGAUAGAGCCGAGCCUAGAGAAUCGAUUGGCGUUUCUGUCCUUCCGUCCCGUUACUAACGGCUUUCUGAAGGAUAGGUUGGACCGGCUCCUGGAUCCAAACUCUUGGAGGUCCAGGAGACAAAAUGUCAUCAUAUUUUUUGCCGAUACCACUGACUCCUGGAGAUAAAGGAAAAGAAGACUCAGUCAAAAAGGAAAGGCCAUAUAAGAUCUUUUUCAAAGAUCUCUUUCUUUUCAAAGAAAAUGAAGUGGCAGCAAAGAAAAAGGAAAAAUUUAUAAACCGCAGCAUGAGAGUCUACCAAAAGUCUACUUUUUCAUCUCGAAUGAAGAGUCGUUCACACCUGGGCCAAAGAGCAUUCUACUCUGACACAGCUGGUGACUCAUUUGAAAAAUUUGGGCUAGAUCCCACUCUUAUUCUCAGAUUAACAGAAGGUGCAGACACAAAAAGGACCAUUCAUGAAUUUAUUAAUGACCAGAGAGACAGGUUUCUGCUGGAGUAUGCUCUCUCAACCAAAAGAAAUACAAUUAAAAAGUUUGAAAAACUCAUAGCAGUGAAGGAACAGCAACUCAUAAAAGCAGAAAAAAAGCUCCAAGAAGACGCCAUGGCCUUUGAAGAGUUCCUUCGAGAAAAUGACCAGAGAUCUGUAGACGCCCUUAAAAUUGCAGCACAGGAAACUAUAAACAAACUCCAAAUGACAGCAGAGCUAAAGAAAGCAAAUAUGGAGGUACAGGCAGUGAAAAGUGAGAUAGCAAAAACAGAAUUCCUCCUUAGAGAAUACAUGAAAUAUGGAUUUUUUCUGCUGAAAUUGUCUCCAAAACACUGGCAAAUCCAGCAAGCGCUGAAAAAGGCACAGAUGACAAAAAGUAGAGAAAGUAUGAAUGUCACUCUUCCGGUAUUAACAAAAUUAAAGACAAAGAAAAAUGAGGGCAGUAUUGAGGAUUCCAGGAAGACAUCUUUUUCAGACGACAAUUCUAUGGGAAGAGGUAGCCAAGGAAAACCCCACAGGAAGACCACCUUCACCCUAGAGAAUAAGAAAUCAUCCUUAUCAAAUCUCACUGAAAGUAUCAGUUCAGAAGAUAGUUUGGAAUUCUUUUUAGAUGAUGAUAUGGACUAUGAUCUGGAGCCAGAACUUUAUUUCAAAGAACCAGAAGAGUUACUUCAAGUCCUCACAGAGCUGGAAGAGCAGAAUCUAACUUUGGUACAAUAUUCCCAAGAUGUAGAUGAAAGUCUUGAAGAUAUAAAUAAAAGAGAAAAACUUAUACAGGAUAAAAUAAAUAGCAACAUAGCAUUUCUUUUGGAGCACAAGGAAAUGCUCAAGGCUAACUGUGUGAGAGAAGAGGAAAAAGCUGCAGACCUGGAAUUAAGGUCCAGGCUAUUUAGUUUUGGAGAAUUUAAAUCAGAUGCUCAGGAAAAACUGAUAGAAUCUCUUAGUAAAAAAAUUAAUCAAGUAUACAAGGUCUGCAUUGGAGAUGCUGAUGUUGGCAGUCUCAACCCAGUUCAAAAGCUGGUAAAAGUAGAGUCUCGCCUGGUGGAAUUGAGUGAUCUCAUUGAAUCCAUUCCCAAAGAAAAUGUGGAGACAAUUGAGAGGAUAAAACAGAAAGAACGGCGGCAAAAGUUACGUGAAGAUAAAAUGAAAGAAAAACAAAGACACCAAGAGGAAAGGCUAAAAGCUGCUCUGGAAAGGGCAGUGGCACAACCAAAGAAAAAGCUGGGAAGAAGACUUACCUAUCGUUCAAAACCUCCAUCUGGUAACAAACAUGAACUACUUUUGGUCAAGGAUACAAGAACAAAAUCACUAGAGGAAGAAUAUUUUUUCACUUGAAUAGGUGCACUAAGACAUUUACUGCCAGAAUGUUUUAGGCAUUUUGUAGAUUUUGGUUUUCAGUAAUGGCAAUAUUCUGCCCCAUAUGCUGGCCUAACCAAUUUAAGGAAGACAGGCACUUAUUCUCAUGGUUAUAGGAUUGGCAAUGGGAGUUAUUUUCUUUUGUUGAAGGCUUUUAUUACCAUAUCCUAAGUAGUAUACCAUAAGCUAAACAUUUAUAUCUUUGGGUUAUCCCAGUUGGAGCUACACAUCCAAAGUGUACUUUAACUUACAUUACUUUAUGUUACAUUCCUUUAACAUUGCGUUAGCAAUGUGGUGAAUGAGCAUUAAAGUGCAAUAAUGGCAUUCUCUGACAAUCUAGGACUUUAAAUGAUCUAAUUUGUUUUCAGCCAGUCCACAGUUCAUAGUGUACAUUUUAUCACUAUGGAGUAUACAUUUUAACAGUGUAUAACUCUAAAACAUCUAUUUGAGGAGUUUAAAACUUAAAUUAACAGGUAAUUUGUUGACUACUAAGUAAAAUGAAACAGUAUACAUUAAUUCUAAGGAAAUAUUUAACCUUAUACAUGACAAAAGUGGUUCAAUAACUUUAAAAGAAAGUUGUUUUAAAAGGUCUCAGUUAAUAUAGUAUUACAAGAAAAGCACUGAAAUUCACCUUCAUAAGUGUUUAUUAAGCAUAUAAUUUUCUCCCUAUAGAAAAAAAAAAGAAUACUGAGCUUAUAAAAGAAAACCAACUUGAAUGAAGUUGAGUGUCUUUUAAAGCAUUAAUUCUGUGAAUAAUCCUUCAACUGUUUCAACAUUUGAGCUCUGCGUUUAAAUAUCUGAAUAGGAAUAGUUCACAAGACAAGUUGAAAAAAAAAAGUUUAUUGUCUAGAAAUAUAUAUAAAAAAAAUUCCCCACAAAAGAUGCUAUUCUCUCAUUUCCCCAUCUUCUUCCUCUUCUUCAACACCCCUGAUAUAAAGGACAUUAUUACACCUGUAAAUAGAAAAACAGUCCAUUUUGUUGUUCCAACCGGAAACCACAUUAAGAUCUGAAUUACUAUUGCUAGAUAUUUAUAAUAUUUACAAUUUACAAUGCAUCAUUUCUUUCUUUUUUAAAAAAAAGUUUUGUUAAAAGCACAUGGCACUUAUUUACCAAGUAGGUAUUAUGAAAUGGUAUCUUUAUGAUCUUCCAAAGGUAAUGAUUCAAAUUUGAAGGUGUGAAGCUAUUUCAAAAUGAAUAUAAUGAAAAUCCCUAAUAGCAGCCAGACCCAACUAAAAUUCAAAACCAAGCUCUUCCACCUAAACCACUGAAAAAGGUUACACCAAGAGCUAGAAAGUUUAGUAUCAACACUAGAAAAAUCUUAAGGAUAACUCCAAAAAAUUUCCAUCUUCUUUGACAAGUUUAAGGGUUUCAAAACUCUUUAAGUCUAACUGUAGAAUAUUAUGUUAAUAGUGAUUUAAAGAAAGUAAUUCUGAAAUUGAGACACUAAUUUAAAACAGGGAUUUCUAGUGCUCACUAGUAACUCCUUACAUAUACUACUAUUCUUGUUACCUUAUUAAAACUUCACCCAAAUGUCCAGACAAUGCUCCAUCUAUGUAUUCUUCUGUGUUUGCAAGCUUUAAAUAAAAAGAAAGUAUAUUAGUAUAAUAAUAUAGGAGAAAAAUAGUGUAACACUACCUAAAAUAUUAGGUAAUACUGGUGAGACAACUUAUUAACUGAAACCUUUCUAUACCAACAACUCACAUUUAUCUAUAAUUAACAGGAUAUUAGCUUUCUUUUACUACUGUAGUACUUUUGGGUUUCAUAUAAACAUUCAGUAAAGUUAACAUCGAUGGAUAUAGAAUAUAUAAUAAAGCUUGUUUCAAUGUAAGUUUUUAAAUCUCUCAGUUAUGUAACACUCCUUUGUAUUAGACAUUAAAACAGCAUGUCAAGGAA